Zophobas morio is the source of this 1203-nucleotide messenger RNA. Its product is annotated as enkurin domain-containing protein 1. Bases 255 to 1145 code for a protein of 296 amino acids. The record is from RefSeq and is a predicted model, not a curated record. Lineage: Eukaryota; Metazoa; Arthropoda; Insecta; Coleoptera; Tenebrionidae. The transcript is spliced from 4 exons. Gene Ontology annotation, cellular component: cytoplasmic microtubule.
CGCCGCAACAACAACAAUAACAACAACCUGUGCCGAAAUUAGAUAGCGUUAAUUUUUAAUGUUUGGUGUCCUAAAUCCCACACACUGGCCCCAAAACCUCUAAUCGAUAAGGUACACUUGAUUCUGGAGCGACAACGUUGUUAUGCAGUCACCCCCCGAAACAAAACACCAUCAACAUUUCGAAAAAAAAUGACAUUUGUGUUAAAAUUGUCAAUCAUUAAAAUUCGGCACAAAAAAUUCUCUGAUGAAAGAUUAUGAAUACUACGACUUUGCGGGGAAUUUUUCCCGAAGCAAAACGUGCACACGCUAGAAAUUUCGUUCGCGAGAACAUCAGACAGUUGAAGGAGAUGCAGGGGUACAUGAACGACUCGAAGGUCUCGUCAAAAUCCCAAAUUAUUAAGCCUGAUAAAUUCAAACACGUGGCGCCGAGGGUGUACUCAUACAUGAACACCACUAGAAGAAAAACGUCCAAGGACCUGAUUGGGAAGAAAGCCGUGUCGUAUAACCAGAUAAAGGGGUUGAAGUCGCCUCUGCUGAAAGCCAAGCUGGGUAGUCGGAUUAAGAACAUGAGCAAGGCGGUGCAGACUGAGAGACCUGAGGAUUUACCCAAGUUGUACGAAACGGGGACUUUGAAGUACCCCAGUCCCGGGAUCAUGCCGCAGUCCAAGCCGCCGACGCAGCGCACGCGGGACCACGGAGACGUUCUGGCCAAAAGCAUGCAUAAAUUAGAAUUAGAAGAAAAACACAAUUACGUUAGGGAGAAUAUCAAAAACGUUAAAGGGAACAAAACCAAGUUUGAGGCUCCGCAGCCACGUGUGCCUGCGGCGGGGCAGCCAAAAGGGGUCGUCCCUAAAAAUACAAAAGACCAGAAAGAGGGAAAGGAUGAGCUGUCCAAGCCCGUGGAUUUUGAAGUGGAUAUCGUGUCAGGCCUCGUCCUACUCCCUGACGAGGAACGAAAGGAGUACCUUCGCGUGGCCCGUGAAAAUUACGCCGCGCUGAUCAAGGAACUCAACACCAUGCCAAUGAGCAACGACACGCUAAAAAAGCGCAAACGAAAAAUGGAAAUCGAAGACGAACUCAGACGCUUAGAGGAAGUCAUCAAAAUUUUCCAAAAACCCAAAGUUUUUGUAAAAGCUGACGCAUGAUUUUGUACUUUGUAAAUAUUGUGCAUGUUAUAGUUCAAUUUAUUCAGUUUUCUUAACA